Aspergillus niger is the source of this 747-nucleotide messenger RNA. RefSeq lists its product as hypothetical. The transcript is spliced from 4 exons. NCBI's taxonomy places the organism in Eukaryota, Fungi, Ascomycota, Eurotiomycetes, Eurotiales, Aspergillaceae. The record is from RefSeq and is a predicted model, not a curated record. Bases 1 to 747 code for a protein of 248 amino acids.
AUGAAUUCAUUCAAUAACCGACUCAGCGAAGCGCCAGCCUCUAGACCCGAGAUAGAUCGCCAAAGAUUGAGUACAAAGAAUAGAGCCGGUCGCACAGAAGGCGUUGGAGUUGUCAAUCACGGACUAACCGACCCGGAUGAUGAGUGUUGGGAGCCAAACUUCGUCGAGCAGGCGUGCCACAUGAACGGGAGGGACGGCAAGCGGGUGAAUUAUAAGGACACCGACAGUGAAGUUGGACCGAAGCUGCGAAGCGCGGAAGACGAGGAAGCAUGGAAAGAGGCCGUGAUGGAAGAGGAGCGGAGGGGGAUCCUGAGGCCAACAAGGCAUGCAGCGACAGCGAGAGCGGGGAAGCUCGGCCAAGUUCUGGGGGUCCAACCGGAUGAUGAGAAGUGCGAAAGGGAGAAGACCCUCGUUGAUGAUAGUUGGUUGGUCGACGAAGAAGAGACCAAGGGCCACGAGGAAGGGAGACUGGGUGAACUGGGGUGUUCGAGCAAGCAGAUGAGAGGCAGCGAUGGACGGGGAAAGAAGAAGCAACAGCAGCAGCAGCAGCAACAGAACAAGAAGCUGGUUGGGCGCGGAGUCCAACGAACCGCCGAACGGGAAAACCAAGAGGCGCUUCUAAAGUUGGAUCGCCACACUCAAUAUCCCCCGUCUGCCUAUAUGAUGGGGAUCUAUGGGAUCUACGGUAUCUACUGUCGGCCGUUUUUCGGCUCAGUCCGACCCCCUCUCAAGUACUUGCUCCGUUAA